AUGGAGCUCUUUUGGAGUAUAGUCUUUCCUGUCCUCCUGAGCUGCUCCUGCCGGGGGUCAGACUGGGAAUCUGAUGGCAAUUUCAUUUCAGCUGCAGGGCCUCUAACCACUGGCCUACUGCUCAGCCUGCAGUACCCACAGGGAAACCAGACUCCUGAUUUUGCAGCAGGGGGCAAAGACCUUUAUGUUUGUUCCCAGCCACUGCCCGCUUUCCUGCCGGAGUAUUUCAGCAGUCUCCGUGCCAGUGAGAUCACCCACUAUAAAGUGUUUCUGUCGUGGGCACAGCUUCUCCCAGCAGGACGCUCCGGAGACCCAGAUGGGAACGCAGUGCGGUGCUACCGGCAGCUCCUCGAGGCCCUCAGGGCUGCGCAGCUCCAGCCCAUGGUCGUCCUGCACCACCAGCCCCUCCGUGCCAGCAGCGCCCUGAGGAGCACCGUCUUCGCCGACCUCUUCGCUGAGUACGCCACCUUCGCCUUCCAGGCCUUCGGGGACCUCGUGGGGGUCUGGCUCACCUUUAGUGACUUGGAGGCAGCCCUAAGGGAGCUCCCUCAGCAGGAGUCAAGAGCUUCGCGUCUGCAGCUCCUCACUGAGGCCCACAGAAGAGCCUAUGAGAUUUACCACCAAAAAUACGCUGCUCAUGGAGGAAAGGUCUCCGUGGUCCUCCAGGCUGAAGAGAUCUCGGAGCUGCUGCUAGAACCAUCCACGUCUGCACUUGCCAAGGACUCGAUUGAUUUCCUCUCUCUUGAUUUGUCUUAUGAAUGCCAAAGUGAGACGAGUCUACCAGAGAAGCUGAGCAAAUUGCAGACCAUUGAGCCAAAAGUGAAAGUUUUCAUCUUCACUCUGAGACUCCAGGACUGCCCCUCCAGCAGAAAGAACCCAGCCAGCCUGCUCUUCAGCUUUAUUGAAGCCAUAAAUAAAGACCAAGUGCUCACCCUUGGGUUUGAUGUUAAUGCAUUUCUGAGCUGUUCAUCAACUUCCAAGAAAAGCAUAUCUUGCUUUCUGACUGACAGCCUGGCCCUUCAGACAGACCACGAGAGAGCUGCCAGCGACUCAGCCCCUGCGUCGGCCUACCAGAGAGUCUGGGAAAUGUUUGCUCACCAGCCCAGGGCAGAAAGGGAUGCAUUCCUGCAGGAUACUUUUCCCCAAGGCUUCCUGUGGGGCGUCUCCACGGGAGCCUUUAAUGUGGAAGGAGGCUGGGCUGAGGGCGGAAGAGGACCCAGUGUCUGGGAUCAAUUUGGGCAUCUAAAAGCUGCCCAGGGCCAGGCGACGCCGGAGGUGGCCAGUGACAGCUACUACAAGUGGGCCUCUGACGUGGCCCUGCUUCGCGGCCUCAGGGCUCAGGUGUACAAGUUCUCCAUCUCCUGGUCCCGGAUCUUCCCCAUGGGGCGCGGGAGCAGCCCUAGCCCCCAGGGCGUCGCCUACUAUAACAAGCUGAUCGACAGCCUGCUGGACUCCCACAUUGAGCCCAUGGCCACGCUCUUCCACUGGGACCUGCCUCAGGCCCUACAGGAUGAGGGAGGGUGGCAGAAUGAGAGCGUGGUGGAUGCCUUUGUGGACUACGCAGCCUUCUGCUUCUCUGCGUUCGGGAACCGUGUGAAGCUGUGGGUGACCUUCCACGAGCCAUGGGUGAUGAGCUACGCGGGUUAUGGCACCGGCCACCAUGCACCAGGCAUCUCAGACCCAGGGAUCGCCUCAUUUCAGGUGGCUCACUUGGUCCUGAAGGCCCACGCCAGGACUUGGCACCACUACAACAGCCACCAUCGCCCACAGCAGCAGGGCCGUGUGGGCAUUGUGCUGAACUCAGACUGGGCAGAACCCCUGUCUCCAGAGCGUCCUGAGGACCUUGCAGCCUCUGAGCGCUUCUUGCACUUCAUGCUGGGCUGGUUUGCACACCCCAUCUUUGUGGAUGGGGACUACCCAGCCACCAUGAAGGCUCAGCUCCAGCAAAUGGGUAAACAGUGCCCUAGUCCUGUCGCACAGCUCCCGGAGUUCACUGACACAGAGAAGCAGCUCUUAAAAGGCUCUGCUGAUUUUCUGGGUUUGUCUCAUUACACGUCGCGCCUCAUCAGCAAGGCGCCAGAAGACAGCUGCAUCCCCAGCUAUGAUACCAUCGGAGGCUUCUCCCAACACACGGACCCUGCAUGGCCCCAGACUUCGUCUCCUUGGAUUCGCGUGGUGCCCUGGGGUAUAAGGAGACUGUUGCAGUUUGUAUCCUUGGAAUACACCAAAGGAAAAGUUCCAAUCUACCUGGCUGGGAAUGGCAUGCCCAUAGGGGAGAGUGAAAAUCUCCUCAGUGAUUCCUUGAGAGUAGACUACUUCAAUCAGUACAUCAAUGAGGUGCUCAAGGCUAUCAAGGAGGACUCAGUGGAUGUUCGUUCUUACAUUGCUCGUUCCCUCAUUGAUGGCUUUGAAGGCCCCGCCGGCUACAGCCAGAGAUUCGGGCUAUACCAUGUCAAUUUCAACGAGAGCAGCAAGCCCAGAACUCCCAGGAAAUCUGCCUUCCUUCUCACCAGCAUCAUUGAAAAGAAUGGUUUCCUCACCAAGGCAGUACAGCCACCACUGCCACGUAACACAGCACACUUGCCUUCCAAACCCAGAGCCUCGUCCCUCCCAUCAGAGGUGCCCUCCAAGGCUAAAGUGGUUUGGGAGAAGUUCUCCAGCCAGACCAAGUUUGAAAGAGACUUGUUCUAUCACGGUACCUUCCGGGAUGACUUCCUGUGGGGUGUGUCCUCUUCAGCGUAUCAGAUUGAAGGAGCAUGGGAUGCUGAUGGCAAAGGGCCCAGCAUUUGGGAUAACUUUACUCACACCCCAGGGAACGGUGUGACGGACAACUCCACAGGAGACAUCGCCUGCGACAGCUACAACCAACUGGAUGCUGAUCUGAAUGUGCUUCGAGCUUUGAAGGUGAAAGCCUAUCGGUUCUCUCUCUCCUGGUCUCGCAUUUUCCCAACCGGGACAAACAGUUCUAUCAAUAGUCAUGGUGUUGAUUAUUACAACAGGCUGAUCGAUGGCUUGCUGGCAAGCAGUAUCUUUCCCAUGGUGACACUGUUUCACUGGGACCUGCCCCAGGCCCUCCAGGAUAUAGGAGGCUGGGAGAAUCCUUCCUUGAUUGAUCUGUUUGACAGCUAUGCAGACUAUUGUUUCCGGACGUUUGGGGACAGAGUCAAGUUCUGGAUCACCUUUAAUGAGCCCACGUACUAUUCAUGGUGGAGUUACGGCUCCGGGACCUUUCCCCCAAAUGUGAAUGACCCAGGCUGGGCACCUUAUAGGAUCAGCCAUGCCCUCAUCAAAGCUCAUGCCCGAGUCUAUCACACGUAUGAUGAGAAAUACAGGCAGAAUCAGAACGGGGUCAUCUCAUUGAGUCUUGUUGCAGAAUGGGCAGAACCCAAGUCACCGGAUGUCCUAAGAGACGUGGAAGCAGCUGACCGAAAGAUGCAGUUCACCCUGGGCUGGUAUGCCCACCCCAUUUUUAAAACUGGAGACUAUCCCGAUGCCAUGAAGUGGAAAGUGGGCAACAGGAGUGAACUCCAACACUUAGCCACCUCCCGCCUGCCAAGCUUCACUGAGGAAGAGAAGAGCUACAUUAGGGGUACGGCUGACGUCUUCUGCCUCAACUCCUAUUCCUCCAAAAUUGUACAGCAUAAGACACCCGCGCUCAACCCACCCUCCUACGAAGAUGACCAGGAAUUGGCUGAGGAGGAGGACACAUCAUGGCCUACCACGGCAAUGAACAGAGCUGCGUCCUUUGGAAUACGGAGACUCCUGAAUUGGAUCAAGGAAGAAUAUGGAGACAUCCCCAUUUACAUCACAGAAAACGGGGUAGGCCUGAGAGAUUCAAAACUGGAGGAUAUUGACAGGAUAUUUUACUACAAAACCUACAUCAAUGAAGCUUUGAAAGCCUACAGGCUUGAUGGUGUCAACCUUCGAGGGUAUUCUGCUUGGUCUCUGAUGGACAACUUUGAGUGGCUUCUAGGCUACACAGUCAAGUUUGGACUGUAUCAUGUUGACUUUGAGAAUGCGAACAGGCCUCGCACAGCAAGAAUCUCAGCCGGUUACUACACAGAACUCAUUACCAACAACGGCAUGCCACUGCCCAGUGAGGAUGAGUUUGUGUAUGGACAGUUUCCUGAGGGCUUCUUCUGGAGUACAUCUACUGCUGCAUUUCAGAUCGAAGGUGCAUGGAGAGCAGAUGGCAAAGGCCUUGGAAUUUGGGACACGUUUACUCACACACGGCUGAGGAUUGAGAAUGAUGACAUCGCAGAUGUGGCCUGUGACAGUUACCACAAGAUCUCUGAGGACGUGGUCGCCCUGCAGAACCUGGCCGUAACCCACUACCGCUUUUCCAUCUCCUGGUCUCGCAUCCUCCCUGACGGAACCACCAACUACAUCAACGAAGCAGGCCUGAACUACUACGUGCGGCUCAUAGACGCACUUCUGGCCGCCAACAUCAAGCCCCAGGUGACCAUGUACCACUUCGACCUUCCUCAGGCGCUCCAGGAUGUUGGAGGCUGGGAGAAUGAGACCAUUGUGCAGCGGUUCAGGGAGUAUGCAAAUGUGCUGUUCCAGAGGCUGGGAGACAAGGUGAAGUUUUGGAUCACGCUGAAUGAACCCAUUGUUGUUGCCUACCAUGGUUAUGGCACUGGGCUGUAUGCCCCAGGGAUCUACUAUAGGCCUGGCACUGCUCCCUACAUUGUUGGCCACAACUUAAUAAAGGCUCACGCUGAGGCCUGGCAUUUGUACAAUGACGUGUACCGGGCCAGCCAAGGAGGUAUUAUUUCUAUCACCGUCAACAGUGACUGGGCUGAGCCCAGGGACCCCUCCAACCAAGAGGACGUGGAGGCAGCCAAGAGAUAUGUUCAGUUUAUGGGAGGCUGGUUUGCACACCCCAUUUUCAAGAACGGGGACUACAAUGAGGUGAUGAAGACGCGGAUCCGUGAGAGGAGCUUGGCCGCAGGUCUCAACGAGUCUCGGCUCCCAGAGUUCACAGAGAGUGAGAAGAGGAGGAUCAAUGGCACCUAUGACUUUUUUGGGUUCAAUCACUAUACCACUGUCUUGGCCUACAACUUCAACUAUCCCUCCAUCAUGUCCACUGUUGAUGCAGACAGGGGAGUUGCCUCCAUCGUAGAUCGCUCUUGGCCAGGUUCUGGCUCUUUCUGGCUGAAGAUGACACCUUUUGGCUUCAGGAGGAUCCUGAACUGGAUAAAGGAGGAGUACAACAACCCUCCGAUUUAUGUAACAGAGAACGGGGUGUCCCAUCGGGGAGACUCGUACCUCAAUGACACUACCAGGAUCUACUACCUCCGCAGUUACAUCAACGAGGCCCUCAAAGCUGUGCAGCAGGACAAGGUGGACCUUCGAGGAUACACAGUCUGGACUCUGAUGGACAACUUCGAGUGGUACACAGGCUACUCAGAUAAGUUUGGUCUGCAUUUUGUGAACUACAGUGACCCUUCUCUGCCAAGGAUCCCCAGAGAGUCAGCCAAGUUUUACGCCUCCAUAGUCCGGUGCAAUGGCUUCCCCAACCCUGCGGAGGGGCCUCACCCUUGUCUCCUCCAGCCAGAAGACACUGACCCCACCAAGAGCCCCGUGAGCCAGGAGGAAGUCCAGUUCCUGGGGCUGUCGCUCGGCUCGACGGAAGCAGAGACGGCUUUGUACGUGCUCUUUUCUCUCGUGCUGCUUGGAGUCUGUGGCUUGGCGUUUUUAUCAUACGCAUUGUGCAAGAGCUCCAAGCAAAGGAAAAAACAACUAAGCCAACAGGAAAUGAGCCCCGUUUCUUCAUUCUGACAAGUCACACAGGCCUACUUUCUCUGUUAUACCUGUGCCAGCCACCAAACUCCUCAGGUCUUGUAUUCUCUUGUUGAGAUGACUCGAAUCUUGAAGGAUUUUGGGUUCUGAUUAAACUGGAAAUGUUGUAUAUUGCCCUUGUACUGGGAGUACUGGAAAUGUGCAGAUACUGAACUGGUCUGGUGGUCUGUAAACCACCAAAUUGAAAUUAACCAGGGUGUUGUAAGUUUCAGAAUUUUUGAAGGUGGGAUCCUGAGUUGAAACCACAGAAAUCCUCUCAUAAGGAGGAAUCAGCUCCGCUGUGCAGACAGACUGCACGGUCAUUCAUCUCCUGCCCUCUCGUCAAUUCCCUGCUAGCCCCCUACUUGGCAUUCCCAGAAAAUAAAAAUACCAUGCACC
Molecule: messenger RNA, 6183 nt
Organism: Lepus europaeus (European hare)
Lineage: Eukaryota; Metazoa; Chordata; Mammalia; Lagomorpha; Leporidae
Product: lactase/phlorizin hydrolase
Exons: 17
Coding region: 1-5784 (1927 amino acids)
Biological process (GO): carbohydrate metabolic process
Molecular function (GO): beta-glucosidase activity
Source: RefSeq, a predicted model, not a curated record